Molecule: messenger RNA, 585 nt
Organism: Aegilops tauschii subsp. strangulata
Lineage: Eukaryota; Viridiplantae; Streptophyta; Magnoliopsida; Poales; Poaceae
Source: RefSeq, a predicted model, not a curated record
AUGGGCGGUUGCCCGAACGGGAGCGUGCCCGAGGGGCGUUGGGCGUCGCGGGCGCUGGCCGGCAGCAGCGGACGCCGGUCGUCGAGCAGAGGCAGGCGGCAGGGGCGAGGCCACGGCAGCUGCAGCAGAAGUAGCUGCUACAGCAGCGGGAGGGCGUGGCCGCAGGCGAGGCGCGUCGGCGCGGGGCGACGGGCGCGGCCAGGGCGCGGCCCGUCCAUGGUGAGCGUGCGCGAGGGGGUUGCGGGCGAGCGCAUGGGAGCGGAGUGUCCGCGGCGACCGCGACCAGCGUGGUGCGGGGAAGAGGAGAAGAUGGGGCCUCACUGGGGGUUCGUAGGGACGGGGCAGUGGGCUCGGGGAGGAGGACGACAAAGGGGUGGUGUCCGGGUCGCCGGCGACGAGUGCGGCGAGGCGACGGGGUCGAUGGCGCGGCGCAGGAACGGCGGCCUCGGCACGGGACGAGGAGGAGGCCGAGGCACGCGGGGCGAUGGCGGCGUCGGCGGAGACCUCAGGCAGCGGUGGUCGGCGACGGGGUCUCCGGGCGGCGGCGGGAUCGAGGCGGUGAGCACUGGGGCGCUCCCGAUCUAG